AUAUUAUCAACUCACAUAUCCUUAUCACUUUUGGGAUAGCGGGAACUGGAUAGUCCAGCGACUUCUCCUCGCGAGCCUGAUCCGGAACGAAACACCACUCUCGCCCAACCCCGCAAAAUGCGAAGCUUUGCAGCACAGACUGACACUUUUUGACGCUGUCUCAGAUCAGACUGCAUGGCCACAGCGCCCGUCGGAGAAUUUGACUGGCGCACCUUUCCUGCCUGAAACACUCAAGAUGGUGGCACCAAGGAACGCCGCCUUCGCCGAGGAGAGCGCUGAGGUUGAAGUACUCCUGGCUUCGUUGGGGAAGACGAAAGACAUCACUAAGCGAAUAGCUGCCAGUUUGGCGCGGCUCGAUGUCAGCGGUAAGAUCGUCAAGGAUGCCAUCGGGCCGAUCUAUAGCAACACCCAACAACUUCAGAUCACGAGUCGGAAUAUCGACAAGGUCAAUGAAGCCAUCGAAAAGCUCAAGCAGCCGCUCGACUCCCGAGGUCGAGAGGAAGGUAUUAUCAGAGCAGGGCCCAAAGCCUCAGGACUACCGCAAUAUCUUAGCGCCUUGAAGCGCCUUGACAAAACCCUCACUGAUGUAAGCUCGACAAAUAUGAGGGCCAACCAACAGGCUGUUUCCGAUUUCCACAGCCUCCUGUCCACCGGCGUCAACCAGUUAAACGACAUGUAUCGGCAGAUGCUACAGGAGGACGCGCAGCCCAUCGAACCUUUGCAUCAUAUCACGAAACAAAUACCAUUUCCUACAUACUCCCAAGAAAAGGCUCAGUCUCUGAGUCAAAUCGCUAUGGCAAUGGCAUCCGCCGGAGCACAUUCGGCGAGACUGGGCCAACGUGACGAGGACGCGGCAGCUUUGAUCUACGUCGAAGUGAGGGGAGACUACCUUCAGAACAGCCUUCAGAACCUUGCCACAGCCUCGAUCAUGACUUCCAAGCGACGAGGGAACGAUUCGGGCAUCUACCGAGAAGGCUCCAGUGGUGUCGGGGCAUAUGCGAACGGUAUCGAAGGCAUGUUUGUCGCGGAAGCAGAGAACACGUCCCGCAUAUUCCGUAGCGACCCUGGGCGUGUCUACACAAUGACUUGCGGCAAAGCUCUAGGGACGUUUACACGUACUCUGUCAGAGCUGAAUAAUGGAAUCAAGCCACGGAUACUGAGCGAUUGUUUCCUCGCCUACGAGAUCCUAGAUCUAUUCACACCCCUUAGCUACCGACUUGAAUCGCGGACGGGUCAACUGCGAUCCCAAUUUGCCGAUGCACUCCGGCCGAUACGUGACACCGCUCGCUCAUCGUUCAGCGAAAUACUGAGCCAAACAAAGAAACAAGCCGAAUCAAUUUCAACACUCCCACCGGAUGGUAGCACCAUCCCGCUGGUCUCACAAACAGCCUCCCGCCUCCAAAACCUGGCCAUAUUUGAGCGGCCCUUGCUAGUCCUGCUCUCCUCCAUCGGCGACGGAAACUGGAAGUCCGCCCCGGGGAUGGCCUCCCAAUCUACGCUGAACCUCGAAUUAACCCCAUCCACUGAAAACCCGACGUUACUGUCGCACUACCUCAUCGACAUUGUGGAUGCCCUUCUCUCAACGCUCAACGCACGCUCUCAAGUCCUGCACCCCAAGAAACCCCUCCAGGGAAUCUUCCUGCUCAAUAGCGUCGCUGUGCUCACUCGGGCAGUCCAAUCGUCACCAGACCUUGCUCGCUAUUUAGGGAUCUCCCCACACAACGCCAAACUCGAUGCCUACCGCAAAGCCGGCUCUUCGCUGUAUUUGACGGCGUGGCGUGACCCUGCGAACCACCUCUUCGACCAAAUCCAGACCUCGUCCGGCUCGCGGCCCUUGUCAGGCCAGGCCAUCGAUUCGACAUCCAUAAUAAAAUCCCUCUCCUCCAAGGACAAGGACAAGAUCAAGGAAAAGUUCAAACUAUUUAAUAGCAGUUUUGACGAGCUGAUCACACGGCACAAGAGCCUGCAUAUGGAGGCGGAGGUCAGGUCGCAGUUGGGAAGGGAGAUUCAAGGCAUGAUCGAACCCCUCUACACGAGGUUUUGGGAUCGGUAUCAUGAGGUGGACAAGGGGAAGGGCAAAGUCGUCAAGUAUGACAAGGGCACCUUGAGUCAGAUGCUGGCCAGUCUUUAGGAGAGAACAGGGAUAGACAGCGUUGCGGUCGUGGGUGUGAGUGAGAGGAGAGAUCGGGACGGUUGGAUAAAAUUGUUGGACUCAACGGGGCCGGUAACCAUAUGAUGAAUUGGACUUGUUCGUGGAAGUUACAAAACCGAUGGCGGGUUCAAAAAAUCGUCUGGGAACGUUAGCCUUUCAUGUCGUUGGAACCGGACCUGGCUUGUCCGGCGCAGUGGCUGAUGAGUUUUUGGCAUGAUACAUAGGUAGGUAAGUAGGCAUCUAGGUGAGCGAUCUCCGAGGUUGGAUAAUAUAUUACCAUAAUAUCCUUUCGACGCUACCGA
Messenger RNA from Cladophialophora immunda, 2454 nucleotides. RefSeq lists its product as uncharacterized. The coding region runs from base 236 to 2131 and encodes 631 amino acids. Gene Ontology annotation, molecular function: phosphatidylinositol-4,5-bisphosphate binding. Gene Ontology annotation, cellular component: exocyst. Gene Ontology annotation, biological process: exocytosis. Lineage: Eukaryota; Fungi; Ascomycota; Eurotiomycetes; Chaetothyriales; Herpotrichiellaceae. The record is from RefSeq and is a predicted model, not a curated record. The transcript has a single exon.